GCGUGCUUGCGGGCCGCGCUCUCCGACUCGCGCUUCUUCUUGGUGUGCAUGUGCUUCCUGACCUUCAUCCAGUCGCUCAUGGUGUCGGGCUACCUGAGCAGCGUCAUCACCACCAUCGAGCGGAGGUACAGCCUSAAGAGCUCCGAGUCGGGGCUGCUCGUGAGCUGCUUCGACGUGGGCAGCCUCGUCGUCGUCGUCUUCAUCAGCUACUUYGGCGGGCGCGGGCGGAGGCCGCUCUGGCUCGCCGUGGGCGGCUUCUUCAUCGCGCUGGGCGCCGCGCUCUUCUCCUUGCCGCACUUCAUCUCGCCGCCCUACCAGAUCCAGGAGCUCAACGCGUCCGUGAGCAACGAGGGCCUGUGCCUGACGGGCAACGGCAGCGCCAAGGAGCCCGCCGAGUCGCCGGCCUGCGCCAAGGACUCCGGCGGCAGCGGUCACUCCCUCUACGUGGCUCUCUUCAUUUGCGCCCAGAUCCUCAUCGGCAUGGGCUCCACACCCAUCUACACCUUGGGACCAACCUACCUAGAUGAUAAUGUCAAGAAGGAAAACGCCUCGCUUUACCUAGCCAUCAUGUAUGUAAUGGGAGCGCUCGGUCCUGCAGCUGGAUACUUACUAGGAGGAGUUCUUAUUGGUUUCUAUGUUGAUCCUAGGACAACCAUUUAUAUUGACCAGAGUGAUCCUCGAUUCAUUGGAAACUGGUGGAGUGGAUUUCUCCUUUGUGCCAUUGCAAUGCUCCUCGUGAUCUUCCCAAUGUUUACCUUUCCAAAAAAGCUCCCCCCUCGGCAUAAAAAAAAGAAAAAGAAAAAGAAGAUGAACUCCGAUGAUGUUUCAAGUGAGGAUGAAGUCAUGAAAGAGAAAACAAAUAGCAAAAUACAAGCAGACAAUGCUGUUCCUGCCUCUAUGGGAUUUGGAAAAAAUGUUAAAGAGCUUCCAAGAGCAGCUGUCAGGAUCUUAAGCAACAUGACAUUCCUUUUUGUGAGUUUGUCAUACACAGCUGAGAGUGCCAUUGUUACAGCUUUUAUUACCUUCAUUCCCAAGUUCAUCGAGUCACAGUUUGGCAUCCCAGCUUCCAAUGCCAGCAUCUACACUGGUGUGAUUAUUGUCCCAAGUGCUGGUGUUGGUAUUGUCCUAGGCGGCUACAUCAUAAAAAAGCUGAAACUCGGCGCAAGGGAGUCCGCAAAGCUGGCCAUGAUCUGCAGCGGCGUGUCUUUGCUGUGCUUUUCCACUCUCUUCAUUGUUGGAUGCGAAAGCAUUAAUCUGGGCGGCAUAAACAUACCUUACACCACUGGUCCCACUCUUGCCAUGGCGCACAGGAAUCUGACCGGGAGCUGUAAUGUUAACUGUGGAUGUAAGAUUCAUGAGUAUGAGCCUGUCUGUGGAUCAGAUGGAAUAACRUAUUUUAAUCCUUGCCUAGCUGGCUGCAUCAAUGGUGGAAACCUUAGCACAGGGAUAAGAAAUUAUACAGAAUGUGCCUGUGUCCAAAGUCGCCAAGUCAUUACUCCCCCGACGGUGGGCCAGCGCAGUCAGCUUCGAGUGGUCAUAGUCAAAACCUACCUGAAUGAGAAYGGCUAUGCUGUUUCUGGGAAGUGUGACCGAACCUGCAAUACCCUUAUCCCCUUCCUAAUAUUUCUUUUUAUAGUUACCCUUAUAACAGCAUGUGCCCAGCCAUCAGCAAUCAUAGUGACACUCAGGUCUGUGGAAGAUGGGGAGCGGCCCUUUGCACUAGGAAUGCAGUUUGUUUUAUUACGAACUCUUGCUUACAUUCCCACUCCAAUUUAUUUUGGGGCUGUUAUUGAUACCACAUGCAUGCUCUGGCAACAGGACUGUGGCGUACAAGGAUCCUGUUGGGAAUACGAUGUCACCUCGUUUCGCUUCGUCUACUUCGGCUUGGCAGCUGGCCUCAAGUUUGUCGGAUUCUUUUUUAUUUUUCUGGCCUGGUACUCCAUAAAGUACAAAGAAGAGCAAGUGCAGAGACAGCGGUGGAGGGCUUCGCCGGUGAACACUGUGAGCGAGACGGUAGGGCAGGYGGGACCUCAGCAAAACUAUGCACGGACUAGAUCCUGCCCUACCUUCAGCUGUCGAGGAGAACAGUGUGGAGACUUCAGCGUGGCACAAGGGAUGAAUUGCAUAGCACAGACAUACCCCGGCCCUUUCUCAGAAGCAAUAAAUUCCUCAACUGAAAACGCGUUGGAAGAAGUCACUGCUGAGAUAUAGACCCCUGGCUUGGUAAUGUAAUAUUGAGUU
Molecule: messenger RNA, 2241 nt
Organism: Nothoprocta perdicaria
Lineage: Eukaryota; Metazoa; Chordata; Aves; Tinamiformes; Tinamidae
Gene: SLCO5A1
Product: solute carrier organic anion transporter family member 5A1
Exons: 9
Biological process (GO): sodium-independent organic anion transport; transmembrane transport
Cellular component (GO): membrane
Molecular function (GO): protein binding
Source: RefSeq, a predicted model, not a curated record